Suncus etruscus (white-toothed pygmy shrew) is the source of this 2863-nucleotide messenger RNA. RefSeq names its product solute carrier family 17 member 7 (gene SLC17A7). Bases 115 to 1797 code for a protein of 560 amino acids. Lineage: Eukaryota; Metazoa; Chordata; Mammalia; Eulipotyphla; Soricidae. The transcript has 12 exons. The record is from RefSeq and is a predicted model, not a curated record. Gene Ontology annotation, biological process: monoatomic anion transport; regulation of synapse structure or activity; neurotransmitter loading into synaptic vesicle. Gene Ontology annotation, molecular function: L-glutamate transmembrane transporter activity; neurotransmitter transmembrane transporter activity. Gene Ontology annotation, cellular component: synaptic vesicle membrane; excitatory synapse.
AGCCUCCUUCCCCCCGAGCGGAGCUGCCGGGCCGGGCCGGGCCGGGGCGGACCCCGGGAUCCCGGACACGGCGGCCCGGGCCCGCGGGCGGGGGGAUCGGCGGGGGCCGCCGCCAUGGAGUUCCGCCAGGAGGAGUUUCGCAAGCUGGCGGGUCGCGCCCUCGGGAGGCUGCACCGCCUUCUGGAGAAGCGGCAGGAGGGCGCGGAGACGCUGGAGCUGAGCGCCGAGGGGCGCCCGGUGACCGCGCAGCCCCGGGACCCGCCGGUGGUGGACUGUACGUGCUUCGGGCUGCCGCGCCGCUACAUCAUCGCCAUCAUGAGCGGCCUGGGCUUCUGCAUCAGCUUCGGCAUCCGCUGCAACCUGGGCGUGGCCAUCGUCUCCAUGGUCAACAACAGCACCACCCACCGCGGGGGCCACGUCGUGGUGCAGAAAGCUCAAUUCAACUGGGACCCAGAGACUGUUGGCCUCAUACACGGCUCCUUUUUCUGGGGCUACAUUGUCACCCAGAUACCCGGAGGAUUUAUCUGCCAAAAAUUUGCAGCCAACAGGGUGUUCGGCUUUGCCAUUGUGGCGACGUCCACUUUAAACAUGCUCAUCCCUUCGGCUGCUCGCGUCCAUUAUGGCUGCGUCAUCUUCGUGAGGAUUCUGCAGGGAUUGGUAGAGGGGGUCACGUACCCCGCUUGCCACGGCAUCUGGAGCAAGUGGGCCCCGCCCUUGGAGCGGAGUCGCCUGGCCACGACGGCCUUCUGCGGUUCCUACGCCGGGGCGGUGGUCGCGAUGCCUCUCGCGGGGGUACUGGUGCAGUACUCGGGAUGGAGCUCCGUGUUCUACGUCUACGGCAGCUUCGGGAUCUUCUGGUACCUGUUCUGGCUGCUCGUCUCCUACGAGUCCCCCGCGGUGCACCCCAGCAUUUCGGAAGAGGAGCGCAAGUACAUCGAGGACGCCAUCGGAGAGAGCGCCAAACUCAUGAACCCCGUCACGAAGUUUAACACCCCCUGGAGGCGCUUCUUCACCUCCAUGCCCGUCUACGCCAUCAUCGUGGCCAACUUCUGCCGAAGCUGGACUUUCUACCUGCUGCUCAUCUCGCAGCCCGCCUACUUCGAAGAAGUGUUUGGGUUCGAGAUCAGCAAGGUGGGCCUGGUCUCAGCCUUGCCGCACUUGGUGAUGACCAUUAUCGUGCCCAUCGGCGGGCAGAUCGCCGACUUCCUGAGGAGCCGCCACAUCAUGUCCACCACCAACGUGCGCAAGCUGAUGAACUGCGGGGGCUUCGGCAUGGAGGCCACGCUGCUGCUGGUGGUCGGCUACUCGCACUCCAAAGGCGUGGCCAUCUCUUUCCUGGUUCUCGCUGUGGGCUUCAGCGGCUUCGCCAUCUCUGGAUUCAACGUGAACCAUCUGGACAUCGCCCCGCGCUAUGCCAGCAUUCUUAUGGGCAUCUCCAAUGGCGUGGGCACCUUGUCAGGCAUGGUGUGCCCCAUCAUCGUGGGCGCCAUGACGAAGCACAAGACUCGGGAGGAGUGGCAGUACGUGUUCCUCAUCGCCUCCCUGGUGCACUACGGGGGUGUCAUCUUCUAUGGGGUCUUCGCUUCCGGGGAGAAGCAGCCUUGGGCAGAGCCCGAGGAGAUGAGUGAAGAGAAAUGUGGCUUCGUGGGCCAUGACCAGCUGGCUGGCAGCGACGAGAGUGACAUGGAGGACGAGGCAGAGCCCCCCGGAGCGCCCCCCGCCCUGCCCCCGUCCUACGGGGCCACACACAGCACUCUGCAGCCCCCCAGACCCCCACCUCCUGUCCGGGACUACUGACCAUGUGCCUCAGCCCAGUGGAGGGUCCCGGGGCCUCUUGUCCACGCGUCUUGGCCGGGGCAAGGGUCAGGGACAGCCAGUCCCAGCUGUCCUGGGUCAAGGCCAGAUGCGCCCACCCCACCCCAAAUGCAGUCAGAUCUCCCCUCCCAGCUUCCUCUCAGGGGUGGUGUAACUGUGGGUUGGCAGUUCCAAGGACACCCACAGUCCCCUCCAGACCUCCUUCUCCUGCCUCACUUCCGUUGUCCUGCCUCAGUGGUUUCAAUCUCGCCUUCCGGGGCUGUCUUUGAACGGACAGUUCAACCCCUUUUACUCUUGUGAUCUUGGGCACCCCUUUCCUUCAACCCCAGGGACGCUCCACUAGGGGCAUACCCCUGAGAAUACUCCCAACACGACCAAGUCCCUCCUCUCCUUUCAGACAAAUUUCAAAGUCUUCUUCUAGAAGUUUCCACGCCCCUUCCCACCACCCACUACCCACCUUUCUAGGGAUUGGUUUUCACCAGCGUUUCUGAGGGGAAACGGCGGUUUCAGGUCCAUCCCCCCCAAUCUCCCCCACCAGCAUAUUCUGCUGUGACACCAAAUUUCUCCCAACCCCUUCUUUGCUCAGAACAUGGUUGGGGGCUCUGCCUCUCCCCCCCCCCCCCAUGCACUUUGGCUGAGUUUUCAGGUCGAAAUAGAGGCCUGAUCCAGGCCUUCAACUUGACGUGAAGCCACCGCCAUUGAACGUCCCCCUGGUGGUUUCCAGCAGCUCCUCCCUUGCCCCCCAGUUCCUCGCACUUUAUUCUCCUGGGUGGUUUGCAAUCACCCUCGCGUCCCUCAGGGACUAAAUGACUAAAAAAGAAAAAAAUCUUAUCUAUCUACCUAUCUAGGAUCCUUUCCCUCUCAAGAUGCCCCUCUUUUGGCUUAGAAUUUUGAGCCCACACAAACAAGUCACGGGAUCCCCCAAAGGGAAUGAAUGGGGCUGGGGAGAGGGGGGAGGGUUCCCCGGGGCAGGGCUGUGUCGGUGUCGGUGUCUGUGACUGUAAACCCUGCCCUGCGCCACUCCCAAUAAAAUGCUGUGGUGUUGGAA